This is a messenger RNA of Rubroshorea leprosula, 748 nucleotides long. The record is from the annotation of a GenBank genome assembly. NCBI's taxonomy places the organism in Eukaryota, Viridiplantae, Streptophyta, Magnoliopsida, Malvales, Dipterocarpaceae.
GUGAUAGGGGGGCUUUCCUCCGGUUUACUUAUUUGACUUAUUUGAUACUCAAAAAAGUAAAGGUUAAUGGCAAUGGAGGAGGCUAGAACGGAAAUGGGUGUUGAUCAAGAGGAGGAAGAAGAGAAGUGGGUAACCCACUAUUCAUCCAAGCAUCAAAUUCUCUUAGUCGGCGAAGGAGAUUUCUCCUACUCUUCGAGUCUGGCCUCUUCUUCUGGCUCUGCCUCUAACGUUUGUGCUACUUCUCUCGACUCAGAAAAUGAUGUCAUCAACAACUACAAGAAUGGCAAGUCGAAUUUGGAAAUUUUGAAGAAGCGGGACGCAACCAUUUUACACGGAGUUGAUGCAACCAAAAUGAAGAAUCAUGAUGACUUAAAAAAGUGCAGAUUUGAUCGAAUUAUCUUCAACUUCCCUCAUUCAGGCUUCCAUGGAGAUGAACGUGAAUACUGGGUGAUUCUGUAAGUUCUCAAGUUCAUGAUGUGUGUAUAAUUUAUUAUCAUUCUGGUUAUUUUUAAUGUCCUAUGUUGAUGAUACUGCAAGAAACAUAGGACUCUUGUGAGUGGAUUCUUCAGCAGUGCAAGCAGAAUGCUUCAAGUCAAUGGUGAAAUACAUGUGAACCACAAAAUCAAACACCCUUUUUGUUGUUGGAAUCUCGAGGAACUGGCUUCUGCAAAUUCUCUGGACCUGAUUGAGAGUGUUGAGUUCAAAAUAGGAGAUUCCCUGGUUAUAACAAUAAGUGAGGGUCUGGUUC